Lutra lutra (Eurasian river otter) is the source of this 6158-nucleotide messenger RNA. RefSeq names its product cullin 5 (gene CUL5). Gene Ontology annotation, molecular function: ubiquitin protein ligase binding. NCBI's taxonomy places the organism in Eukaryota, Metazoa, Chordata, Mammalia, Carnivora, Mustelidae. Gene Ontology annotation, cellular component: Cul5-RING ubiquitin ligase complex; SCF ubiquitin ligase complex. The coding region runs from base 441 to 2783 and encodes 780 amino acids. The transcript is spliced from 19 exons. Gene Ontology annotation, biological process: SCF-dependent proteasomal ubiquitin-dependent protein catabolic process; protein ubiquitination. The record is from RefSeq and is a predicted model, not a curated record.
GCCGCGUCACGUGACGCGGCCACGGAACCUGAGCUGCCCGGCCUAAGCUGAGCUAAAUUCGUUGCCGGUGGCCGCCGCGGGUGCAACCACAAAGGCUAAUCCGAAAGAGUGGGGAGGCUCGCGGAGUCGAUGCUUCCUCUUCCAAUCCAGGUCGGCUCCCGCUACCUCCUCCCCGUCUGCCACUGCCGACUCCCCGAGCGUGUGCAUGAGCUCUUUGGUGUGGGGAAGCUCCGGUGACCAUGUAGGGGGGAAGAGCGAGGAAGCUCCAGGUGCCCGGGACGAGGUCAGAACCUUGGGCACGCCUCCGCGGCGCCCAGCACACCCCUGGUGCGGGCCGGCGGGCUGCUCGGCCCUGCUGGGCAGCCGGGCCUCCGCCUGUGGCCUGGCCCGGAGCGCAGCGAAAUCUCGCGCCGUCUCGCGAGAGGCGAAGUUGCAGGAACAUGGCGACGUCUAAUCUGUUAAAGAAUAAAGGUUCACUUCAAUUUGAAGACAAAUGGGAUUUCAUGCGCCCGAUUGUUCUGAAGCUUUUACGCCAGGAAUCUGUUACAAAACAGCAGUGGUUUGAUCUGUUUUCGGAUGUGCAUGCGGUCUGUCUCUGGGAUGAUAAAGGUCCAGCAAAAAUUCAUCAGGCUUUAAAAGAAGAUAUUCUUGAGUUUAUCAAGCAAGCACAGGCACGAGUGCUGAGCCAUCAAGAUGAUACAGCUUUGCUAAAGGCAUACAUUGUUGAAUGGCGAAAAUUCUUUACACAGUGCGAUAUUUUGCCGAAGCCUUUUUGUCAGCUGGAGAUUACUUUAAUGGGUAAACAGGGCAGCAAUAAAAAAUCAACUGUAGAAGACAGUAUUGUUCGAAAACUCAUGCUUGAUACAUGGAAUGAGUCCAUUUUUUCAAAUAUAAAAAACAGACUCCAAGAUAGUGCAAUGAAGCUGGUACAUGCAGAAAGAUUAGGAGAAGCUUUUGAUUCUCAGCUGGUCAUUGGAGUAAGAGAAUCCUAUGUUAACCUUUGUUCUAAUCCUGAGGAUAAGCUUCAGAUUUAUAGGGACAAUUUUGAGAAGGCAUACUUGGAUUCAACAGAGAGAUUUUAUAGAACACAGGCACCCUCGUAUUUACAACAAAAUGGUGUACAGAAUUAUAUGAAAUAUGCAGAUGCUAAAUUAAAAGAAGAGGAAAAGCGAGCACUACGUUAUUUAGAAACCAGACGGGAGUGUAACUCUGUUGAAGCACUCAUGGAAUGCUGUGUAAAUGCCCUGGUGACAUCCUUUAAGGAGACUAUCUUAGCAGAGUGCCAAGGCAUGAUCAAGCGAAAUGAAACUGAAAAAUUACAUUUGAUGUUUUCGCUGAUGGACAAAGUUCCCAAUGGGAUAGAGCCCAUGUUGAAGGACUUGGAGGAACAUAUUGUGAGUGCCGGCCUGGCAGAUAUGGUAGCAGCUGCUGAAACUAUUACUACCGAUUCUGAGAAAUACGUUGAACAGUUACUUACAUUAUUUAAUAGAUUUAGUAAACUCGUCAAAGAAGCUUUUCAAGAUGAUCCGCGAUUUCUUACUGCAAGAGAUAAGGCAUAUAAAGCAGUUGUUAAUGAUGCUACCAUAUUUAAACUUGAAUUACCUUUGAAGCAGAAAGGGGUGGGAUUAAAAACUCAGCCUGAAUCAAAAUGCCCCGAGUUGCUUGCCAAUUACUGUGACAUGUUGCUAAGAAAAACACCGUUAAGCAAAAAACUAACCUCCGAAGAGAUUGAAGCAAAACUUAAAGAAGUGCUGCUGGUACUUAAAUAUGUACAAAAUAAAGAUGUUUUUAUGAGAUACCACAAAGCUCAUUUGACACGACGUCUUAUAUUAGACAUUUCUGCUGAUAGUGAAAUUGAAGAGAAUAUGGUAGAGUGGCUACGAGAAGUUGGUAUGCCAGCAGAUUAUGUAAACAAGCUUGCUAGAAUGUUUCAGGACAUAAAAGUAUCUGAAGAUUUGAACCAAGCUUUUAAGGAAAUGCACAAAAACAAUAAAUUGGCUUUACCAGCUGAUUCAGUUAAUAUAAAAAUUCUGAAUGCUGGGGCCUGGUCAAGGAGCUCUGAGAAAGUCUUCGUCUCACUUCCUACUGAACUGGAGGAUUUGAUACCUGAAGUAGAAGAAUUCUACAAAAAAAAUCAUAGUGGUCGAAAAUUACAUUGGCAUCAUCUCAUGUCAAAUGGAAUUAUAACAUUUAAGAAUGAAGUAGGUCAAUAUGAUUUGGAGGUCACAACGUUUCAACUGGCUGUGUUGUUUGCAUGGAACCAAAGACCCAGAGAGAAAAUCAGCUUUGAAAAUCUAAAACUUGCAACUGAACUCCCUGAUGCUGAGCUUAGAAGGACUUUAUGGUCUUUAGUAGCUUUCCCAAAGCUCAAGCGGCAAGUUCUAUUAUAUGAACCUCAAGUCAACUCACCCAAAGACUUCACGGAAGGCACCCUCUUCUCAGUGAACCAGGAGUUCAGUUUAAUAAAAAAUGCUAAAGUUCAGAAAAGGGGUAAAAUCAACUUGAUUGGACGCUUGCAGCUCACUACAGAAAGGAUGAGAGAAGAAGAGAAUGAAGGAAUAGUUCAACUAAGAAUACUUAGAACCCAGGAAGCUAUCAUACAAAUAAUGAAGAUGAGAAAGAAAAUUAGUAACGCUCAGCUGCAGACUGAAUUAGUAGAAAUUUUGAAAAACAUGUUUUUGCCACAAAAGAAAAUGAUAAAAGAGCAAAUAGAGUGGCUAAUAGAGCACAAAUACAUCCGAAGAGACGAGUCCGACAUCAACACUUUCAUAUACAUGGCGUAAUCUUGAAUAUUGUGGACAACAUUAAGAACCCAAAUUUCAGAGUGCUUGGGCAGAAAGUUAUAACAGUUUGUGCUGGAGGAAGGUUUAUUUGGACUUUGAUUACAUAAAUAUUAAAAUCUCUGCCUUACCUGACAAAACGACUCUAUUUUGCCAGUCACAUUAGCUAGCAUGAUGGCACCCCUUCAUGUUGCACUCUGUAACAGCAUGCUGUUUUGUAGAGAAACUUGCAUUCAUGAAGAGCCCCCGAUGAACUUGUAAAAGUAAACUUGGUUUCUAUCCACCGGAAGAAAUAGUUGGGAAGGGUGAGGGCGGGGUUCUUGUUGCUUUUUUUUUCCCCCCUCUUUUUUUUUCCCUCUCUUACAAAAAUGUACUUGCGCAAGGAAGGAUCUUCAGAUAUUCGUGCACUGAAUAAUGCUGUUAUGUUUUGUUUUUUAAAAUGCAAUUAAAAUUAGAAAUAGCACUCUUGGUUUCUUUUGAUCAAAAGAGGGAGCUGGUCUACACAACGUUGGGGGAGGGCAGAUGUAGGUGAGAAGAUAAGUAUUUAAUAGUAUAACACUAUUUGUUCAUGCCCUGCUUCAGUGUAGUAACUGGAUUUAAUAGUGACCUGAAAAUGAUACCAGAUUUUUCCAAUUUACCUAUGUUGGCUUUCUUUAAGCAGGAGACUGCUACUUCAGUUGUUUGUUGUCAAAUAAGGAGUUUUAAAAUCUUAUGUGGCUGGAGAGCUUGUUUUGAAAAACUGAAGCUUAUAUUAAUUGGUUGCUCCAAUUGCUUAAAAAAAAAAAAGUGUGGAGAUAGGUCAUUUCAGCUGCAGAGUCGAAAUAGCAAAACAGAUGUUAAGUGUGUUCACUAACACACUUAAUGUUUGUAUACCUAAUUUUAUUAUGCCAAAUUUAUUAUCUCCAAAUUUAUUAAAAACAAGGCAGAGAUCUACUCUCAUAUAAUACAGUUACGUACCUGAUCUCUUGAUCUGUAGCAUAGAAAUAGUUCAUCUGAUGUAUAGCCUCAGGUUUCUGGAAAGGAAGACAUUCUGUUUUAGAAAGGAGCGAGUGUCCGCUUCGGAGGGGGAGGACAGGAACCACAACACAAGGCCUGAAAAGUAUAAGCAGAAUUGUUGCAGUCCUAAUACGAGCAGGAAACUUGCCAAAUAUAUGUACAUAUAUAGUUCUAUAUUUUAAAAAUAAACGUUUUUAAAAUGUUCAGAAGGCAACACUUACCCUGUUCCUUUCAGUCGAUCCAAAGUAGCAACUUCCUGGUUGCCAGCAAGUGAAUGCCCAGAGGGCUGCGGAGCGCAGGGCUGGAGGACACGGGCAGCUCAGCAGAGAAAAGCGCAUUCCCCGUGGGCAAAGAGUGGCUCCAUGGACUUUUAUUCAUUAUGCUGCAUGUUCCAAGUUUUUUGGCAAAUACUUUUCUAUCUUGUUUGAUACUAAGUCAUACUUUAAACCUCUGAUUUUGGAAAUAGUAGGAAGCGGAGGCUGAUCUUUGGAAGGUGCGCGGUAGACAGUAUUAUGCAAGGUGCUUCCGGGAGCGUUCCGUGGAAUCUGUCCCCAGUCCCAAGAGGGGUUGUGAGCCGCCUGCCGAAAGGAAGGAGCGCAAAUUCCAAACAUCGAAGGUGUCGCUGGAUACAUUCACAUGCCUGUCCUGAAACUCAUAGGAAGUUGGAAUUCUGUUUCUAAUUUAAAAUCGUGCAUUCAGCUCUGGGGGCAGCAUGUGUCUGUUGUCAGACCGAGUGUAUCGUGGUGAAUUAAACUAAACUGAUGACUGCGGACGACGGAUGCAUUUGAAAUUAAAAGAAAAAAUAAUUUGUAAUAAUUGUGGCCCUCACAUUUUACAAAUAGUUCAGGAUCAGGCAUCUUUGCUUGUCCCAUGUAAGAAUGCCCAUGGGAAAACAGUAGAAGGGAGAACUACAGGUCAUUUUUUUUUAAGUUUCAGAUUUGUUGCUUUAAACUAUAAUUGUUCUAUAAUUGUUCUCAGAACGUGCUUGGAAUUUCUCAUCUUUUUGGUCAUUUAAUUUAAGAAUGAGAGCCAUGAUGUUUUGAUUUAUAAAGGAAAAUUUAAUGCAAAAGUGGGUAAUUCUAAAUCCAUGGCAAAGUUUUCUAUUAAAUUUUAUAAAUUUUUAAAUAGCUAAUUAUGUCCUAAUUGUAUUUUGGGAAAUUGAACAGCAGCAAAUAUUGUAGACUUAACAGUUUUGAUCUUUUUCUUUUUUCUUUUUGUUAUGUAUAAAAAAGUUUAACCACUUUUUGAUGUUUAUGAAAACAAUUUAGUUGACAAGGUGCCUAUACCAUUGUUAAGUUUUCUUUAAAUGUGUCUUGACAGUAGAUUUGCUAAUUAAAAAAAAAAAAAGAAUCUGAUAAAAAACCUUACCAGCAAUUAGCAAAAGGUAUAGAAUCACAAUUAGUAUCCUUUAUGAGGUCCCUUCUCUCUGGUUGCACUUAGCAGUGGUGCUGUCUGAGCAGGGAUGAACACUGACAUGGUUCGGGGAGAAGAAUCCAGGCCACCAGGAGUAGGGCAAUGGGACGCACCACAGGUUAAUUUAAGCUGUGAACACUAAUGUAAAAGAUGGAGCCAUCUGGAAAAUGCCAACCUUUGUUGUCCUCUUUGCCAGAGUAAGUAGAUAUGAAGCAAAACUUACAAAGUAAAAAGAGCAAUUUUAAGGCUUACAAUGAGAUAAAUAUUAGGACAUUAGGGUUCCAGUGAUUUAAUGAGGAUCUUGAAAUAAAUUAUGAAGUCUUCCAAUUUUUACAUUUAUUGGUGGGGUCCCUUGCAUUGUCAACCUGUUUAAGUCUCUUACGCUUAUUUUGUGCAUAAAUGUUACAGUUUCCAAAAAUGAAAUGUUAGCUUUCUUGUUUUUACUUUUUAUUGAAUUUAAUAUAAAAUAUGACCAGAGUAGUUACAAAGUAUUUUGCAUUAUUUGCGGUAGGAUGUCAUUAGCCUGGCUCACAGGGCAAAUUUUAAAAAUUCAAUUUGGGUGAAAGAUUUGCUAGUUUUCCAGAAAGAUUUGCUAUCUUAAACUCAAGCUGGUUUUUUCUAUUUUCAUGUAAAUGACUGGGAUGCUAUCUUAUAAACUCUUCCAAGGUCAUGUUUGUGAAAUCCACAUUACAUGAGAGCUUUCCUGUCAUCUACACUAUCUAUGUCGUCUGGAGUGUUGAACAAAUUUGCGUUCCUAAGUUGUACUCUAUCUUCGUAUGGUAUAUACGAUUUUGAAUGUGUGCCACUACAUACUGAGAUGAUAAUGCUGUACAAUUUUAAAUGGUAGCAGUUUCUGUAUGCAGUAGGCUGAAAUAUUUUGAUGAACUGCUUAAUUUUUGGAUUUUAUUUUUUAAGUUGUAUAAUUUAUUUUCUUGCAAAAUAAAAAUGUAAUAUAAAAGCUUUCACCUA